Molecule: messenger RNA, 2223 nt
Organism: Papaver somniferum (opium poppy)
Lineage: Eukaryota; Viridiplantae; Streptophyta; Magnoliopsida; Ranunculales; Papaveraceae
Product: ABC transporter G family member 11-like
Exons: 7
Coding region: 26-2080 (684 amino acids)
Cellular component (GO): membrane
Molecular function (GO): ATP binding; ABC-type transporter activity; ATP hydrolysis activity
Source: RefSeq, a predicted model, not a curated record
CAUCUCAAAACAAGUUCUCGUGUAGAUGGCUGCAGCAAACGAUAAUGUGCCAAGAUAUAUACCAAGUCUAAGCCCAAGUAAAUCACCUUUACCACUUCUUAGUAAUGGAACAUGUUCAACAAUGGAGAUGGAAUCACCAUGGACAGCUUCAAAUGAGCAGCAAAGAGGAUUUAGUGACCCCCCUAAUUCUUCUUGUGCAGCAGCUGGGGUUUCAUUGACAUGGGAUGAUUUAUGGGUAACUGUACCUUCAUCAGGAAGUGGUAGAAGUGGCAACAACAACAAUGGUAGAGCUCUACUUGAAGGGCUUAAUGGGUAUGCUCAACCAGGUGAGAUCUUGGCUAUUAUGGGUCCUUCUGGUUCUGGAAAAUCAACUCUUCUUGACGCAUUAGCAGGAAGACUCGCAUCGAACACUGAACAAUCGGGGUCAAUUAAAGUAAAUGGUCGAAAGCAAGCAUCGGCAUUUGGAACGUCGGCUUAUGUCACUCAAGAUGACGCACUCACAACAACGUUAACGGUUAAAGAAUAUGUUUACUACUCUGCUAUGCUCCAACUACCUAAAUCCAUGACAAGUUCUGAAAAGAAAGAGAGAGCAGAAAAAACAAUAAGAGAAAUGGGAUUACAAGAAGAAAUGAACACAAGAAUUGGAGGGUGGAGCAGUAAAGGACUUAGUGGAGGACAAAAACGAAGAGUAAGCAUUUGUAUAGAGAUUUUAACACGUCCAAAACUUCUCUUUCUAGACGAACCCACAAGUGGUCUCGACAGUGCAGCAUCUUAUCAUGUCAUGGACAGGAUUGUGAACCUCACGCAACAAUGUGGAAUGACAGUUAUUGCGUCCAUUCACCAACCAAGCAGUGAAGUUUUUGAUCUCUUCCAUAACGUUUGUCUACUUUCUUAUGGCAGAACAAUUUACUUUGGACCAACUUCUGCAGCAUAUGAGUUUUUCACAUUUAGUGGAUUCCCUUGCCCAACAAUGAGAAACCCAUCAGAUCAUUACCUGAGAACAAUUAAUAAGGACUUUGAUAAAGUAAGUCUUAUCAAAAAUGUGGAUAUUGAGCAAGGUUUUGUGGGAAACAAACAAGCAACUACAGAUGAAGCAAUCAACAUAUUAGUGGACUCAUACAAGUCAUCUCAGUUCUUUCUACUAGUAAAACAUCGAGUAUCUGAAAUAUCAAACAAGGAAGGGAGGGUACUUGAGAAAGGAAAUCAAGCUAAUUUCUUCACGCAGUCUUUUGUCCUAACAAGAAGGUCAUUUGUGAACAUGUAUCGUGAUUUAGGUUACUACUGGUUACGUCUUGGAGUCUAUGUUUUAGUAUCUAUUUGUCUUGGUACGAUAUUCUAUGACAUUGGCCACAAUUUUGGUUCGAUACAGGCUAGAGGUUCAAUGCUUAUGUUUGUAGCUACAUUAUUAACUUUCAUGUCAAUUGGUGGAUUUCCUUCUUUCACAGAGGAUUUGAUGAUAUUUGGCCGAGAAAGGUUAAACGGGCAUUACGGUGUUGCAGCCUUCGUAAUUGCGAAUACACUUUCCUCUAUACCUUACUUGCUUGUAAACACCUUAAUACCUGGAGCUAUUGCUUAUUACUUAGUUGGUCUUCAAAAAGGAGUCGAGCAUUUUUUUUUCUUUGUUCUAGUAAUGUUCAUAUCAGUAAUAUUAGUCGAGAGCUUAAUGAUGGUCGUGGCUACUAUGGUUCCUAAUUAUCUUAUGGGUAUAAUAAUAGGAGCAGGAAUUCAAGCUAUUAUGAUGCUAAAUGCUGGGUUCUAUAGACUACCGGAUGAACUUCCAAAUCUUUUCUGGAAAUACCCAAUUUAUUAUAUUGCAUUUCAUAGGUAUGCAAUUGAAGGACUCUACAAGAAUGAAUUUGAAGGAUUAAGUUUUCCUAAGAAUCAAGGAAGUGUCUCAUCAACUAUUACUGGUGAAGAAAUUUUAGUAACAAUAUGGCAUAUGCCUAUGAGUUACUCAAAAUGGAUUGAUAUGGUUAUUCUAUUUGGAAUGGUGGUUUUGUAUAGACUAAUAUUCUUUAGCAUUAUCAAGAUUUCUGAAAAAAUUAAACCAAUACUACCAACCUUUAGAUGUAUAACAUAAGCAAACAUAAUGAUCUGAUCAUGCCAUUAACGCUUUCCAGUAUACAUGAAUAAAUACACUUCAAUUAAAGUAUAAGUUUUUGUUAUUGCAUGAUAUUAAUGUAAGUAUAAUGUAACAUGAUUAUAUUACGCAACAUAUGAAUU